AUGAUUGGAGGGGAUUGGAACACCUGAAUCACAUGAUAUGGAGGGGAUUGGAACACCUGAAUCACAUGAUUGGGAGGGGAUUGGAACACCUGAAUCACAUGAUUGGGAGGGGAUUGGAACACCUGAAUCACAUGAUUGGGAGGGGAUUGGAACACCUGAAUCACAUGAUUGGGAGGGGAUUGGAACACCUGAAUCACAUGAUUGGAAGGGGAUUGGAACACCUGAAUCACAUGAUUGGGAGGGGAUUGGAACACCUGAAUCACAUAAUAUGGGGGGGAUUGGAACACCUGAAUCACAUGAUUGGGAGGGGAUUGGAACACCUGAAUCACAUGAUUGGGAGGGGAUUGGAACACCUGAAUCACAUGAUUGGGAGGGGAUUGGAACACCUGAAUCACAUGUUAUGGAGGGGAUUGGAACACCUGAAUCACAUGAUUGGGAGG
Staurois parvus is the source of this 440-nucleotide messenger RNA. NCBI's taxonomy places the organism in Eukaryota, Metazoa, Chordata, Amphibia, Anura, Ranidae. The record is from the annotation of a GenBank genome assembly.